Molecule: messenger RNA, 1107 nt
Organism: Onychostoma macrolepis
Lineage: Eukaryota; Metazoa; Chordata; Actinopteri; Cypriniformes; Cyprinidae
Product: tumor necrosis factor receptor superfamily member 13C-like
Exons: 3
Coding region: 103-594 (163 amino acids)
Source: RefSeq, a predicted model, not a curated record
UUCAUUCUCUCCGACAUCACAAAUGAAGAAGUGAAACAGUGUUGUGUUUCUCUCACCUCCCAUGAUCUCCCCGUCAUAUUCUCAUCAGUUGUAUCAGUAGUGAUGGAGAGGAAAGCAUGUGCUCCUGGUUCUCAGUGGGAUUCUCUGCUCAAGCAUUGCAUCUCCCACAAAUCCCUGGGACUGACACCAUCGGCAGUUCCUCCGCCGGUCCUGAAGCCGGUGCUGAGCACCAGAGGUCUGGAUGACUCCUGGUCCUCCAUCAGCCCCGUCGUGUGGAUCUGUGUCGGGCUGGUCGCGAGCGGGUCGGUUCUGGUGCUGCUGCUUUGGUUCAUCAUCUACAGACGCCACAGCAGGACCUCACAGAGCACAGGUGAAAAGGACUCUACACCUCACACCCCGACAACCAUAGAACAGGAAGAGGAAGCCCUGUCACCUUGGCCCCACGUCAAUGGCCAGACACAGGAAAUGCCAAUCAGCGAGGGACCCUGUGGGCGGAGCCUGUGUAAUGGACGGGCAGAGCACGGGCUGCCACUUCCUGCCACAGAAUUGGGAGAUUCCGCCCUCGUCACCGCCAAAACCGGACAACCUGUUUAAGUCUGAAGAGUAAUGUGAACAGCAGAAUUAAUAGAGAGGGUAAAUAAUCCAACAUAGCAGUUGUACUCUUGAUAUGAAUCCAGCUUGUAUUCAUAUUCACUUCAAACUAUAGACCUCAUGAAAUCAAAAGUGCAGUUCUGUGGAUGUCAGUUCAUGAUGCUGUAAGAGAACUUCACAUGGAAGGAGAUGCAGAAACCGAUUCACCAGCAAUGGCAUCUGUCAGUCCUCAACAAAACCUUUUAAAGAUGAUUAUUUUCUUGUGUAUAUUUUGGGAGAUCUCCAGCACACAGAUGAGAGUCAUAUUUGUUCAUUAAUGUUUACUUGGCUUUGUGAUUAAUUGCUUGUUCCGCUAAUUUAUCUGCUAAUUGCAUAAAAACUAGUGCUGUCAAUCGAUUAAAAAAUGUAAUCGCGUUAAUCACAGUCAUGGACUGUGAUUAAUCAUGAUUAAUCACAAAUUUAAAAUACUAGGAUUUACCUGUAAAUGUGUUGAAAUAAAGAUGUAUGACAAACUAG